Molecule: messenger RNA, 2958 nt
Organism: Colletotrichum tamarilloi
Lineage: Eukaryota; Fungi; Ascomycota; Sordariomycetes; Glomerellales; Glomerellaceae
Exons: 7
Coding region: 1-2958 (985 amino acids)
Molecular function (GO): protein binding
Source: RefSeq, a predicted model, not a curated record
AUGUCCGAAGCUAGCCUUACUGUCGAAGCAGUAGGCGCAGAACUUCGCGAGGCAGCUCGUUCGACCGUCGGUGAACCUGGUGGCGUCCAAGAACCCGGAAACUCAAUCGAUGGCCAACUUUCGGACUCCAAGAGCAACCCUGGAGGCGCGACUGAUCAACUGCAGUCACCCUUGAGCCAGCACCUCCAGACAAUGGCGAGCCCCGAAGCCAUGGCCGACCUCAAGACGCUUCGUGAGAUAAUCAACGCAGAUAUUCCCAAAGUCAACGUCCAAGAUAGCAUCACGAAGGUGUCACCCCUUCACAUUGCGGCUAAGCGUGGCCUUGUCAGUGCCAUCGGAGUCCUUCUCAAGGCUGGUGCCAGGCUUGCAGUCCAAGACCGCGAAGGCGCGACGCCUUUUUUUACGGCCACUGAGGCUGAGCAAGCAGAUGUUAUGGAAGAGCUGCUCAAGCCUCGAUUGGGGAUUGACGAUGUCGAGUCUCCACUGGAAAUACGCGACAAUUCUGGGCGGACGCCGCUCCUAUUGGCAAGCAUAAACGGCUUCUUGGAAGGUGCGAAGCUGUUGAUCGAUGCCGGUGCAAACCGAAACGCCCAGACCUUCGAGUCCAAAUCAACACCUCUGAUAGCAGCCAGCAGCUGGGGUUACGAGGAUGUCGUGGAGGCUCUUCUCGACCACGACAGCAGUAACCCCAGUCGCCGUGCAGACCUCAAUCUUCAAAAUGCGGACGGAGCUACUGCUUUACACGUAGCGAUCAUCGAAGGACGGCAUGAAAUUGCCGAGUUAUUGCUGAAUGUGGGGGUCGACGUGACAAUCAAAGAUAACAAUGGGCAGAGCACCUUACAUCUAGCGAGUCGACAAGGCCAUCAGAGUGUCGUCAACGGACUCUUGGGCAUGAAGGCUAAUGUAGAUAACUAUGAUAGAGAUGGUCGAACACCGCUUCAUAUCGCCAUCGACUCUCUACAGAAAGUUCAAAGCAAGCUGUCAUUAGGCCUGUUUCGCUGGGCUGGCUUAAAGGAAGAAGACUUGAGCGAAGCGAGGCCCCAAACUGCUCAAUAUAUCGCUAUAAUACAGCUUCUCCUCGCCCAUGGAGCUCGACCCGUAGCCCGAACCGCCGAGAAUGAGACAGCGCUGCAUUUCGCCAUAGCUUGUGGCGAGUUGUCCAUUCUCAAUGGUAUUAUCGGAGAGAUGAAGCCUGACGACUUCUUCAUACGCAAUCGAAAAGGACAAACUGCACUCUCCUCCCUUUUCCAACUCAAGGGACAAAAAAGAGCUGUCGCGAUGGAAACAUUUGCCAAGCUAUCUCCAAUGAAAAUUGCCAAGUUCGACACGGGAGACGAACUGGACAAUGCCCUUUAUUGGGCUGCAAACGAUUCUAUGUCACACGACGUCGUGCGACUAAUUUUGAAGUACAAAAACAUCCUGCGUGACCCUCCCCUUGCACGAGGCCACAAGCAGCUCUUGGAUUACAACAUACCGCAACCUAAGAUCGAGGUGUCCCUAAAGGGCGUACUGGGAGACUACGAAGCUCACAUCGUGCAAUUUAAUGAGGUCAAAGGCAUUCCCAGAACACUUCAAGCCAAGAGACCAAUCAGCGAGGUCAUCUACGAGGUCGGCCCAGCAGAGAUCAUGCAGACCGGGAUCACUAUGCAAAAGGCCAUGCUAACAGCCGUCGCCAAUUUGAAUGGAGAUUAUAUCGAGGUUGAACCUGCAUGCGACUUCACAUGGGUACAUUUACCAACCACGAAUGACCUUCUUACCAGGAUUUUGAAGGAUGAAGAAUGUUGUCCUCGCCAGUAUUACGAGGCGAAGUCGUUUUUCCAAGAUAGCUGGAUUGAGGUUCCAGAUGGAAAAUCUGAGUCGAGAAUUAUGAGACCGCGAACCGUAAUCAGACAGUCUACGAAGCAGGUGGACUGCAGGAGACAAGACCCAGGCGAAGGCAAUAACAAUCCAGAGGUAAACCUCACGAAAUUAGACCGGAGAAAGGCUUGCAGACAUCUAGAAGAGAUUGAAAUAGAAGACAGACAAGGGUGGAAGCCGAAAGAGCUUGGCGUCGAGUCGAAGGAGAAUGGUCGUGGAACCAGCAAUCCUGAUUUUGAUAUUUCAUCGGCAAUUUACAUGCCGUAUCUCUGCUUCUCAGUCAAUCUGGACAAGGGCCAAAAGAAGUUCCAAAAUUUGCUGGCAGCUUAUCCGAAGUCGAUUGUUCAUAGAUCGCCAACACUUGAUGAGUGGUACUACCAUUUUGCAGGUGACCAGGAGUCGGUAAAAGAUAGAGAUAAGCGCAACGAAAGCCAGGUUAUCACUCGCUAUUCAAAAGGGGGCAAGAGCUCAGGGCAAAACGAAAAGAAUGAGGAACACUCUGAGGGUUCGAGCCAGUCCGGUGAAAUUGAAUUAAUACGGGUCAAUCAGAUAUGGAUGUGGACCAUUGGAAACAAGUGGCUCAUCACUGCAAAUUCUUGCUUUUUUGGUGAAAGUGAUGGCGCACUAGUGCAGGAUGUGCUUGACCAGCUGAACAAACAAGCAGAAUAUGGAGGCCGCAAGUCUCAACCAGGGUCAGCAGUUGAGAUGAGCAGAUUGAUCGUUGAACACUGCAUCGGCUCAUACGAUAGGCGCCCCAAACUUGAAGGGCAGCUCGUUGACAGCAAGACAUUUCCCAUCAGUACUUUUCAUUCUGUCAAUCAGAAGGAUCCUUUGGCAGUAAAAGAACUAUCUAUCGGUCAAAUCUACUCCAAUCACAUGAACAAAGUGGCGUACACUCUAUCCAAUGAUAUCAAGGAUGUCCGUGACGAGUUGAACAUCCUCAAAUCGGUUGCGCAGUAUCAGGAAAUUGUUCAAACGAGAUUGGCCGCCAACCCAGUAAAGGAUGGAGAGCUUUCUGCAGCCUAUGUGGUGAAGAACAUCAAAGAACUGGAUAUCGUUGCAGACAGGAUACAAUCAGCGUUGAGCCAAUACGAAAAGUGA